CCAAUCCAGUCGCACUUUUACCAGUUACGACGGUAAUCGGCAUCGCCCUGUGCGCAUUUUCGGCAACUCCAGAAGAAACCUUUCUGCCUGCCUAACUGUGGCUGUGCGCCAUGGAGACAGUGAGGGUUCGUAUACUGUUCGAGGAUCGCAACAUUUUGAGCAAGUCUCAGAAAAAGUUGGGACUAAGGCGGAGCUGGAUUCUCCUAAAGCCCCAGCAAGAGACCAUCUCCGAUUUGGCCUCGUAUCUGCUCCACAUUUUCCACCUUCACGAUGCCUGUCCUCGCGGGAUUAUCCUCUCCAUGGAUAGCUUUGUGUUACCGCCAUUUGAGUCGACUUCAAUUUUCAAGGACAAAGACAUUGUUCGUGUGAAAAAUAAAGAGUGCACAUUGUCUGAGAUAGUUAUGGUAGGAGAUGAAGGGAAUCAUUUGGAUUUAGAAAUUGUGGAGAAGCAACCUGUAGCAACGGGUGUGCAGCUUCUUGCCAAUGACGAAUUUCAAAAGGAAACAGGAGGCUAUGAAAGUGAAUCAGAAGAGGAUGAACAUGAGGAGUCUGUGGAUGCUUUUGCUGUGGAAAGCAAUCCUGAUGAAAAGAAAGUUGCAAAGAAGAGAAAGGCAUCAAGGAAACUUCAGAGCUCAAAGAGGAAGAAAAAUAAAUCUGCCACUGGUGGAAAAUGCGAAGUUGUUCCUGAAAACACUGACAAUCAUGUCGAUGCAGAGCAGAAUUUGCAUCGGCAGAGUAUCCUCCCAAAAAGGUGUCUUGUGAAGAAAGACCAGCUAUCUGUGCUACAUUGUGAACCAGUGAAGUCAAGUACUCCUGGAGUUGAUGAAAGAAGUGACAACAAUAUUGGAAAAGUUGUACCAACUCAGGAAAAUCACCUUGAAUCUGGAUCGCGACGACACUUGAAAGGGAAACAAAAAAGGAAUUGUGGUACUCCACUUAAUGUGAACACUGGUGCGACGGGGAUGGGCUUGCUCACAGCUUAUACUGAUUGCUUGACUAGAAGAACUAACACAAUCAGAUCAUGCCAGCUUCAAGAAAAUGGCAAUGGGAGUGUGGAUGCAUCUGGUACACCUAAUGGAGCUGAAAAGCUUCCCAGUAGAAGUGCACGGCGGAAGAAGGCCAAGAGGCGAUGGCUGAGGGAACUUGCAAAAGCUGAAAAGGAGAAGCAACACCAGACCCAAUUACCAGAGAAAGUUGAUAUGCAUUUGCCUGAAAAAAGUUAUCAUGAACUUUUGGAAGAGCAUCCAGAGUUUGGAUAUUGUGAAGAAUGUCCGCAACAAGAUCAAGAUAGUGAUGUAGAAAAUGAUGUUGUUCCCAUUGUUGUUAGGCCAGGACACAUCCGUUUCGAACCCCUCGGUAAAGUUGAUGCUGAUCAGGUUGUGCAGCAGAAUCAAAUCCAUAUGGAAACAUUUCAGUGGAAUGGAAUAACCAGCAAGAAAAAGGGUCAAAAAUGGGGCAAAGAACAUAGUGCAUCUUGUAGAAGGAAUGACUAUACAAGUUUCAGUGAAGAAUGUCCUGAGACAGAGAAACCACCCCAAAGCCAAGUCAGUGGUAUUGAAGAAGAGACACUUAAGGAUGAUUGCAUUGACUUCGAUAAGCUUCAACCCCUUACUGGCUUGCCAAAGGAAGGCGAUGUCAUUGCGUAUCGUCUAGUAGAGUUAUCAUCAUCCUGGACACCAGAGCUUUCAUCCUUGCGUGUUGGAAAGGUAUCACGUUAUGACCCUGAUUCGAAUUUUAUAAUGUUGUUACCAUUCCCAGAAUAUCCUAUUGUUGUUGAGAAGAAGGCUGAUGAUGAUGGUGAUGCAUCUGCACUGCAAUCGGAAACAUCCCUAUAUGGGGAAGAUGGUUCUUUAGAGAUUGAUUUUUCCUCACUUGUGAACAUCAGUAUUAUCAAGCAUGCCAACUCAAAUUCAGCGAAAAUAGUCACCGAUGAGAUCAAUGAAGUUCCUGUUGGAGACCAAGUUACCGAAACCAGUUUGAGGUCCAACAGGAAUAACAAAGUUGCUGCUACCCAAGAAAAUGGUGAAGUAAAUGCGUGGGAAGAAAUUAGCAAGGCUUUGAACGCAAAAAAGGCACAACUGCCUCAAGAAGAGAAUUCAUAUAAAACUGAAUAUUCAGGAAGGCGGUCCAUGUCCUACAAGGGCUUGAGAAGUGGUGCACUGGGUCCAACAAUGGCAUUAUUAAGAGCACAAAAUGGACUGGUGUGACUGACUAACCAAUAACCAUUUCGAAGUCUAUAUGGUUCAAAAUCACAAGCAUCUUGUGAAAGUUUCGUAGAGUUGCGAAAUUGUGCUCAUGUUGUAUGAAUGCUAAAUAGGACAAGUAAUGAUGAAAGUUUUGUACAGAAUCUUUAGCUUGCUUAUAAGGCCUAUUUAAAGCAGUGUCUUAAGACUUGGUGAUGCCUUUUUAAUGCCAGUUUAGUAUUUGAAAUGGGAAAA
Molecule: messenger RNA, 2438 nt
Organism: Tripterygium wilfordii
Lineage: Eukaryota; Viridiplantae; Streptophyta; Magnoliopsida; Celastrales; Celastraceae
Product: coilin-like
Exons: 14
Coding region: 111-2207 (698 amino acids)
Biological process (GO): spliceosomal snRNP assembly
Cellular component (GO): Cajal body
Molecular function (GO): U2 snRNA binding; U1 snRNA binding
Source: RefSeq, a predicted model, not a curated record